Molecule: messenger RNA, 1342 nt
Organism: Funneliformis mosseae
Lineage: Eukaryota; Fungi; Glomeromycota; Glomeromycetes; Glomerales; Glomeraceae
Source: the annotation of a GenBank genome assembly
AUGGGUGUUGUAAACAACCAAAUCCACACUCCCAAAGAAAGAGCGUCACCAACCAGCUUCACCAAGAGGAGAAGAGUUGCACGCACGAGGGCGUCACCAAGUGGAAACGACUCUAACGAGUGCCGAGCGAGAGCAGGUCCACAGACAAUGUGUAAAACACCUAGAUUCGUUGAGUUAGAGCCAAGAUCUACCACAAUUCGCUCGAGAUCAUGCGAGAAAUCCAAAGAAGUCGCGUCAUUUUGGAACUUGAUAAUAGAACGUGAAAAACAUCGCGCUAUUGAGGAACAUGAUUUCAUGUUACUUCAACAAGUUAAAAAAAAAUAUCUCGCUGACGUUGCUAGAAUGCAACAAGAAAACGAUAAAGGAAUCGAUAAAAGACUGGGCAUACGAGAGAAGUUAAAGGAUACGGAUGAAGAGCCACAUGUUAUUGACCGCCCGUCCGAAAUUUCCGAAAACUCAUCAGAAAUGACUGUGCAUGAUGAAUACUCUAUAACUUUAGAACAGAGUAUACUACCAGAAAACAUCAAGGAUGACUGUAAUGUUGGAAAUACAUCAAACAUAUUAAAAAGAAAAUUAAAUGAAGAUAACGUUGAUGAAGAAUUGUUAGAAAAUGCCAUAUUACUAUUCAACGAAUCGAACGAGGGAUCAAUAAUCGAAAAGAUUGAUGAGAAUUUAUUAAUGGAUGAGAUUCGAUUACCAGAUAUUAACGAUAGAACUACAGAGAAAAUAUCAAGAAAAAAUACCAAAAACCCGCAAGAUCUUAACCCCUGCGUAUUGGGAGUACUGGAUCUAACAAAAGAGAGUCUAAAAAAUUCUGGAAUACAGAAUGAAGAUAUUGAAAAACUAUCCCGUGAUUUCUCCAAUAAAAUCGGAUGGAACAUUGAGGUCAUUAUUCCUAUUGAAGUUCAAAAAUAUUUCGACAAUAAUUGCGAAAAUAUUGAUAAAAAUGAGGCGGUUAAAAGGCUGGAUAUUAAUAUUCAAUAUAUGUAUGAAAGACAAGAUGUCGAAACUCCAAAAGGCAUGGGUGAAAUACAAGCUAUUCCAACAAGCAAGGCACGAAAUGAAACAAAGGAUCCUUUUUCGAGGACAAAAAUCGGACAUAAAGUCGACAUGAAAGGCAUUUUGGUCAAAACGCCAAAUAAAUUCGAAAUAAUUUAUGGCGAAGUUUCUGGAGGGCUAGGUCCCUUCGGAUUACCUGCCUCCUGCAAGAAGAAGCAGUACGUCGAUAAAGUGAAACUAAUGAUAAUGUUACGAGAUAGUCUCAAUCAAUUUUUCAUAAACAAACGACAUGUGAAUGAUGAAUAUCGUAAGAAACUAACUGUUUAUGGAUGGCUACAAAUCG